AUGCUAUGGAACGGCGGUGGCUCCUCCAACUACACCGAGAUUCUCGCCAAGGGUGGCUACAAGUCCCGCUCCACUGGCACCACUGUUGAGGACGUUGAGACUCGCAUCAGCGGUCUCGUCAACAAGGCUGAGAAGGUCAUCGACCAGGAGCUUGGUGCCAUCUACAGUGAGAUCAAGAAGGCUGUUAUCGUCUAG
Messenger RNA from Penicillium maclennaniae, 195 nucleotides. Its product is annotated as vacuolar serine proteinase. The transcript has a single exon. The record is from RefSeq and is a predicted model, not a curated record. Lineage: Eukaryota; Fungi; Ascomycota; Eurotiomycetes; Eurotiales; Aspergillaceae. The coding region runs from base 1 to 195 and encodes 64 amino acids.